UCGACGCUCAGUGUCACGGCAGAUGGUGCACCGCACACUACUCCGGGCUGCAGCUAGGGCGCAAGAACCUGCUUGAGAACAACUUCCAUUCCCAGCAACUUUACCCGUAUUGAGCGUCGACCAGGUGGACCCGGAGGACCACAUAGUCUACCUUUACCAGGAAUCGUUCGGACACGGAAUUCGGGGUCCAGGUCAGGAGCGGCCAUGCCAUUUGGCUGUUUAACAAUCGGGGAAAAGAAGGAUUACCACAGUCCUUCGGACGUAGCGGACAAGUAUGACAUGGGUCAAAUCGUUAAAUCGGAGGAGUUCUGUGAGAUAUUCAGAGCCAAGGACAAAAGUACGAUGAGAAUGUACACGUGCAAAAAGUUCCUGAAAAAGGACGGAAGGAAGGUCCGCAAAGCUGCAAAAAAUGAAAUCCUCAUUUUGAAAAUGGUGAAGCAUCCCAAUAUUCUCCAACUGGUGGAUGUCUUUGAGACUAAGAAGGAGUACUUUCUCUUCCUGGAGCUCGCAACAGGCAGAGAAGUGUUCGACUGGAUCCUGGAUCAAGGUUAUUACUCCGAGCGGGACACCAGCAAUGUGGUGCGCCAGGUUUUGGAGGCCGUGGCCUACCUCCACUCCCUACACAUUGUUCACCGAAACCUCAAGCUGGAGAACUUGGUGUACUACAACCGCCUGAAGCACUCUAAAAUAGUCAUCAGUGACUUCCACCUUGCCAAACUGGAGAAUGGAUUAAUCAAAGAUCCCUGCGGGACGCCAGAGUACCUGGCUCCAGAGGUGGUUGGCAGGCAGCGCUACGGUCGGCCUGUGGACUGCUGGGCGACGGGCGUCAUCAUGUACAUAUUGCUGUCGGGGAACCCUCCUUUCUAUGAUGAGAGUGAUGAAGAUGAUUAUGAAAAUCACGACAAGAACCUGUUCCGGAAGAUCCUUGCAGGAGAUUAUGAGUUUGACUCCCCGUACUGGGAUGAAAUCUCUGAUUCAGCUAAGAGUUUGGUUGCACGUCUGAUGGAAGUGGAUCAGGACCAGAGACUGACAGCCCAGGAGGCCAUCAACCAUGAAUGGAUCUCUGGUGGCGCGGCUUCGGAUAAAAACAUCAAGGAAAACGUAUGCGCACAAAUAGAGAAGAAUUUUGCUCGAGCCAAAUGGAAGAAAGCUGUGCGGGUCACCACCAUCAUGAAGAGGCUGAGAGCGACGGAGCACAGUAGCACAAAGGCCGCCACGGUGGACCCUGCUGCACCCCAAGAUGCCGCUGACCCUUCCACACCUUCACCUGCCACCGCCACACCACAGGAAGUGGCCCCAGAGAUCCAUAAAACAGUUCCAGAGGCUUUGACCGAGGAGGCAGCCGGCGCCGCGGAACCACAACAGCGGAACCAGGAAGCGGAACCCACAUCACGGUGCAAUGGAGAUACUGUGGCAACGCUCCAUGCAGGCGCCGAGGCCGGAGAUGAGCAGGGCUAGGUCCACCUUGCUCCGACCCGCCGAGUCCUGCACACUGUACAUUAGCUGCUAGCAUGGUGACACCGACUCUGCUUCUCUCUCUCUUGCAGCAUUAGGAUCAUCUCAUGGAGGCUAUGCUAACGUUCCUUUUCAAAUCCACUCCUUUUCCUAGUUGACCACAUGUAUUAUAGGUCAGGCGAUAUAAAACAUCCUAAUCCAUCACCAAGCCGUGGUUUACAGUUAAAGCCUUUUCGUGAUGCGUCUUUAUGAGAUAAACCAAGCAGGGAAAAAAACACAGAUUCCUUUUUAAUGAGCCGACUUGGGAAAGUUCUCUCCGGCAGUUUACGUUCUUAAAAUCACAAGAAAAGUUUAGACUUGAAAAUGUUCACUUCACGUACCUCCCUGCUGCUGUACAAGGGAAGCUCGCCUGACAUUUCCACGGUGCUCUCUAUAAUGUGCCGGCACCG
Messenger RNA from Doryrhamphus excisus (bluestripe pipefish), 1904 nucleotides. RefSeq names its product CaM kinase-like vesicle-associated b (gene camkvb). Gene Ontology annotation, molecular function: protein kinase activity; ATP binding. Gene Ontology annotation, biological process: protein phosphorylation. NCBI's taxonomy places the organism in Eukaryota, Metazoa, Chordata, Actinopteri, Syngnathiformes, Syngnathidae. The record is from RefSeq and is a predicted model, not a curated record.